AUGACUUCACUAUCGAUACUAUCGACGACUGCACCCUUGCGGGUUGCUACACGACCACAGACCUACCUCUUCCUGGCUGUACGCACAUACUCCGGGGUUGCUGCCACGACACUCAACUCGUCCUGUCUUGCCAAACAACGCCCUUCACCAUUGACCUACACCUCAAAGCGUCUGAUUUCGUCAACACCCAAACCCCAGAUCAAGGAAUUCUUCCCACCUCCAGAAAACCCCGCAGUGAAAGAUGUGGCCUCGGCAUGGUCGCAUCCGAUCUACACCGAUGCGCAGAUGCAAAGCGUGAGAAUCGCACACCGCGAAGCCACCGAUUGGUCCGAUUGGGUUGCCCUGGGCACCGUUCGCUUCUUCCGAUGGGGCAUGGACUUGGUGACGGGGUACAAACACCCACAGCCGGGGCAGGAGAUAUCGAAGUUUAAGAUGACAGAGCAGAAGUGGCUGACCCGCUUCAUCUUCCUGGAGAGUGUGGCGGGCGUACCCGGGAUGGUUGGUGGAAUGCUGAGACAUCUCAGAAGCUUGCGACGCAUGAAGCGUGAUAAUGGCUGGAUCGAGACUCUCCUCGAAGAAGCAUUCAACGAGCGAAUGCAUCUACUGACCUUCCUCAAACUGGCCGAGCCCGGCUGGUUCAUGCGCCUGAUGGUGCUCGGUGCUCAGGGCGUGUUCUUCAACGGGUUCUUCCUGUCCUAUCUCAUUUCUCCACGGAUCUGCCACCGCUUUGUGGGUUACCUGGAAGAAGAAGCUGUUUUGACAUACACACGGGCCAUCAAAGAACUCGAAGAUGGCCAUCUGCCUGAGUGGAAUGAGCUCAAAGCACCGGAGAUCGCAGUGAAUUACUGGAAGAUGCCUGAGAACCAGCGCACAAUGCGGGACUUGCUGCUCUAUAUCCGCGCCGACGAGGCCAAGCACCGCGAGGUCAACCAUACGCUGUCAAAUCUGGAUCAAGCGGUUGACCCCAAUCCCUAUCAGACAGAGUAUCAGGAUCCUACCAAGGACCAUCCGACAAAGGGAAUUGAUAAUUUAAAGGCGACGGGCUGGGACCGGAAGGACAUCUUUUAG
Penicillium daleae is the source of this 1068-nucleotide messenger RNA. RefSeq names its product alternative oxidase. Lineage: Eukaryota; Fungi; Ascomycota; Eurotiomycetes; Eurotiales; Aspergillaceae. Gene Ontology annotation, cellular component: mitochondrion. Bases 1 to 1068 code for a protein of 355 amino acids. Gene Ontology annotation, biological process: alternative respiration. Gene Ontology annotation, molecular function: alternative oxidase activity. The record is from RefSeq and is a predicted model, not a curated record. The transcript is spliced from 3 exons.